Nannospalax galili (Upper Galilee mountains blind mole rat) is the source of this 3308-nucleotide messenger RNA. It is a transcript of the gene Vps45, whose product is annotated as vacuolar protein sorting 45 homolog. Lineage: Eukaryota; Metazoa; Chordata; Mammalia; Rodentia; Spalacidae. The transcript has 15 exons. The record is from RefSeq and is a predicted model, not a curated record. Gene Ontology annotation, biological process: vesicle-mediated transport; intracellular protein transport. Gene Ontology annotation, cellular component: Golgi membrane. Bases 1089 to 2801 code for a protein of 570 amino acids.
CAAAGUAGAGACGAGGAACAAAAACAUCUACCCUCAUUUUGAGAAGUCACAUGAUAGGUGUGGGUGUAAACACACAUGCAGAUAUUGAUGGUUUUAAGAUCUGUUUCAUGGCUAAUAUUUUCUUAAGUAAACAUUUUUUAGUUUCCUUUUAAAUCCUCAGGCUAGUUUCAGGACCAACGGACUACAGCCGGUUCCGGCUCCUGGUAACCCAGGUGCCCAGGGCAACGCCGGCUUCUGUGGUCCUCCGUGGCCGCUGCAGCUCCGCGUCCUCCAGGGGACUCUGAGGUCUCUCCCACAACAUUAUUCAUUCAACAAUCAUUUGAUCAGCCAGACCAACUCGGGUCUCACUUUCAGCCUUAACACUGGGCAGUAUCGCUGCCUUAUUGACCCAGUGAGGUGGGGAAGACGAAUCUCCGCCACUGCCUGGUAAAUACAAGAUGCGAUCCUCUUAUGCAUUCAGUUUGUUUGGUUGAUUGCUUUGGGGACAGGCUCUCCCCACGUAGCCCAGCCAGGCUAUUCUGGAACUUUUACAUAGAGCACAGACUGGCCUUGAACUUUAGAUUCUCGUGCCAGUGCCUCAGGCUUCGGGAUGCUACCACGCCCAUCUCAAGAAAGGUGUUUUGGCAAAACCUUAGCCCUGCUCCAUCAGUUUAGUCUCCUAGACAGACCUUUACUGGGACGCGUCAAGCCCUUCCCAAGCAGCAGAGGCUUGCAAGCCGUGUUGAGCCUUCGAACCAAAAGCCGGCACCGCUACGAGCGCCUAGGUCUGCAGCAUCUCAGCCCGCGCGGGCCUAAGCGCCCAGGCCUGCAGCAUCUCAGCUCCGAAGCGUCUGAGCACCCAGGCACGAAGAGGUCGAGAAUGGCGCAGGUGCUUUCCAGCAUUCAGUAUCUCAGUCGGGUCUUUCCAUCCAGUGAAGAAGCCAGGUCCUGAGACUCCACCGCGGAACUACAAUUCCUAGUACCCGGGCUGCCCGGACUCCCGGAAGCCUAUGCUUGGCCGACCGGAAGCAGCUGACAACAGGCCUAGGGUUAAUUCAGUAAGAAAAGGGGGGCGGGAAGGGCUGUAGAGUACCUGUCAGUUCGCCACCAUGAACGUGGUUUUUGCUGUAAAGCAGUAUAUUUCCAAAAUGAUAGAGGACAGCGGGCCCGGUAUGAAAGUACUUCUCAUGGAUAAAGAAACGACUGGUAUAGUGAGUAUGGUCUACACACAAUCAGAGAUUCUUCAGAAGGAAGUAUACCUCUUUGAACGCAUUGAUUCUCAAAAUCGAGAGAUCAUGAAACACCUCAAAGCAAUUUGUUUCCUUCGACCUACAAAGGAGAAUGUGGAUUAUCUGAUUCAGGAGCUCCGAAGACCCAAAUAUAGCAUCUAUUUUAUUUAUUUCAGUAAUGUGAUCAGCAAGAGUGAUGUUAAGUCGUUAGCCGAAGCUGAUGAACAGGAAGUUGUGGCUGAAGUUCAGGAAUUUUAUGGUGAUUACAUUGCUGUGAAUCCACAUUUGUUUUCCCUCAAUAUUUUGGGUUGCUGUCAGGGUCGAAACUGGGAUCCAACCCAGCUAUCCAGAACAACUCAAGGACUGACGGCGCUUCUUUUAUCUCUGAAGAAGUGCCCCAUGAUUCGUUAUCAGCUUUCUUCAGAGGCAGCAAAGAGACUUGCAGAAUGUGUUAAGCAAGUGAUAACCAAAGAAUAUGAACUGUUUGAAUUCCGGCGGACAGAGGUUCCUCCAUUGCUGCUUAUUUUAGAUCGCUGUGAUGAUGCCAUCACCCCACUCCUCAACCAGUGGACGUACCAGGCCAUGGUCCAUGAACUACUGGGCAUAAACAACAGUCGGAUUGAUCUUUCCAGAGUGCCAGGAAUCAGUAAAGACUUAAGAGAGGUGGUCCUAUCUGCUGAAAAUGAUGAAUUCUAUGCUAAUAACAUGUACCUGAACUUUGCAGAGAUUGGUAGUAAUAUAAAGAAUCUAAUGGAAGACUUCCAGAAGAAGAAACCAAAAGAACAGCAGAAACUAGAGUCCAUAGCAGAUAUGAAGGCUUUUGUUGAGAAUUAUCCGCAGUUCAAGAAAAUGUCUGGAACUGUAUCAAAGCAUGUGACAGUGGUUGGAGAACUGUCUCGGUUGGUCAGUGAGCGGAAUCUGCUGGAGGUUUCAGAGGUUGAGCAAGAACUGGCCUGUCAAAAUGACCAUUCUAGUGCUCUCCAGAAUGUGAAGAGGCUCCUGCAGAACCCCAAAGUCACAGAAUUGGAUGCUGCUCGUAUAGUGAUGCUGUACGCUCUCCAUUAUGAGAGACACAGCAGCAACAGCCUGCCAGGACUGAUAAUGGACCUUAGGAAUAAAGGUGUUUCUGAGAAGUAUCGAAAGCUCGUGUCUGCAGUUGUUGAAUACGGUGGUAAACGGGUUAGAGGGAGUGACCUCUUCAGUCCUAAAGAUGCUGUGGCAAUUACCAAACAAUUUCUCAAAGGACUGAAGGGAGUGGAAAAUGUAUACACACAACAUCAACCUUUCCUGCAUGAGACCCUGGACCAUCUCAUCAAAGGAAAGCUUAAGGAAAACCUCUAUCCUUAUUUAGGCCCCAGCACACUCAGAGAUAGACCUCAGGAUAUCAUCGUGUUUGUAAUUGGAGGAGCCACCUAUGAAGAAGCUCUAACAGUAUAUAACCUGAACCGCACCACACCUGGAGUGAGGAUCGUCCUGGGAGGAACAACAGUCCACAACACAAAAAGUUUCCUAGAGGAAGUCCUGGCUUCUGGGCUGCACAGCCGAAGCAGGGAGAGCUCACAGGCCACUUCCAGGACCGCAAGCAGAAGAUGAAAUGCUGAUAGGGAGCAGCAAGAAGGGCACGGCCUCCCUCGGACCCUGGCUGCAGGCCUUCCCUACUGACGAGAGGGUUCAGGAGGGCACCUGUGUUUACUGUAACUCACUCCAGGUAAACCCCAUUCCUGAACUGUUGGCAUACCAAGGCUUCCAGAGAUAAGUCUGAGCCCAUCCCAACCCACUUUUCCUGUGAUUUCUGUGUCAAAUAAAUAUGUUCUUUGUGUAUUUGAUAGCACAAUCACUUCAGUGUCUGAUGGGUUUUGUUGAGAUCUUUCUUGAGAAAAGGGUUGUCAGAGCUGAGGAGGUUUUAAAAGCAGCAUGUGGUAUACAUGGCACUAUCCUCGACCUCGUCUUCCUUUGACUCUUCCAUUAACCACCUUCCUGCACUCUGACGCCUCACCAUGUUUCUUUGGAGAGCCAUCCAAAAAUCAUGUCUGCAUUGCAAUUUCCUGUAACACUAAGAAACCAUAUAUGAUUACAAUAAAAAGUCAAUUUUUGUGGAGA